AGAAGGACAGAGUCUCUGGCGCACACGCCUCCUACCCAAAUCACAGCCCGGUGCAGCCCGGCUCUCAUUCACAGCUUUCUAGAGAAAUCUGAGCUCCAACUGCCAGGAUAGGGGAUCUCACCCACCCAGUUCAGCCGCGAGGACACCUGCAGGAACACAUUCUCAAAGCAAGCCUGGGCGGCGGUGUGAAGUAAGCAAUGGCCUCAGUUUGGCCACCACCACAUAGAGCCUGAAUGUCCGGCUGUUUUCCUAGGACGGAAAGAAGACUCGCAGCGUAUUUGUUUUGGGGGCAGUCUUGUAGAAGCGUCGAAUGGGCCACGGAUUCAGCACGCUCUCACGUGAAUGGGACCAGUUUCUGUUCUUCCCAAACCUCAGAGCUUAAGCGCUUGGAAAGGAAAUUCGGCCAAGAUGACACAUUUGCAGGCUGGGCUUAGUCCAGACACGAUAGAGAAAGCCCGCCUGGAACUGAAUGAAAACCCGGACGUUUUACACCAGGACAUACAACAGGUCAGAGACAUGAUCAUCACCAGGCCAGACAUUGGGUUUUUACGUACAGAUGAUGCCUUCAUCCUGCGUUUUCUUCGAGCCAGGAAGUUUCACCAAGCUGAUGCCUUUAGACUCUUGGCCCAGUACUUUCAGUACCGCCAGCUAAACCUGGACAUGUUUAAAAACUUCAAGGCAGACGAUCCUGGCAUCAAGAGGGCUUUGAUUGAUGGCUUCCCCGGAGUGCUGGAAAACCGCGACCACUAUGGCAGGAAGAUUCUGCUGCUGUUUGCUGCCAAUUGGGAUCAGAGUAGGAACUCCUUCACAGACAUCCUUCGUGCCAUUCUGCUGUCCUUGGAAGUUCUCAUUGAAGAUCCUGAGCUUCAGAUAAAUGGUUUCAUUUUAAUUAUAGACUGGAGCAAUUUUUCCUUCAAACAAGCCUCCAAAUUGACACCUUCAAUCCUUAAGCUGGCCAUUGAAGGGUUGCAGGACAGCUUUCCUGCCCGCUUUGGAGGAGUCCAUUUUGUCAACCAGCCCUGGUACAUCCAUGCCCUGUACACGCUCAUCAAGCCGUUCCUUAAAGACAAGACAAGAAAGCGGAUUUUCCUACAUGGAAACAAUUUAAACAGCCUUCACCAGCUAAUACAUCCUGAGUUUCUGCCCUCUGAAUUUGGAGGAACCCUUCCUCCUUAUGACAUGGGGACUUGGGCCCGGACAUUACUUGGUCCUGACUACAGCGAUGAAAAUGACUAUACCCACACUUCCUAUAAUGCCAUGCACGUGAAACACACCUGCUCCAACCUGGAGAGAGAGUGCUCACCCAAGCCCAUGAAAAGAUCUCAGUCUGUGGUGGAAGCUGGGACCCUGAAACACGAAGAGAAGGGGGGGAACGAGAACACUCAGCCACUGCUGGCUCUGGACUGAGUCGCA
Molecule: messenger RNA, 1413 nt
Organism: Phodopus roborovskii (desert hamster)
Lineage: Eukaryota; Metazoa; Chordata; Mammalia; Rodentia; Cricetidae
Gene: Clvs1
Product: clavesin 1
Exons: 6
Coding region: 343-1407 (354 amino acids)
Cellular component (GO): membrane
Molecular function (GO): phosphatidylinositol bisphosphate binding
Source: RefSeq, a predicted model, not a curated record